AUGAAGAACACAGAGGAGUCGGAGAGUUCCGGCAGCAGAGCCGUCGUGGCUUCUCCGUCCCAGGAAAACCCUAGACACUACCGCAUGAAACUCGACGUCUUAGGCGAAGUUUUGCAGCGACUCCAAGAAUCUAGCUACGAAGAAGCCGCUCUACCUGAUUUCGAGGAUCGGCUUUGGCAGCAUUUCAAUCGUCUUCCUGCUCGAUAUGCUCUCGAUGUUAAUGUUGAGAGGGCAGAAGAUGUUCUCACGCAUCUGAGGUUGCUGAAACUUGCGGAAGAUCCCGCAACUAGACCUGCGUUCGUAAUGUACAGGGUGGUCCUUUCAACUCCAACGUUUGGCUCCUCUCCAAAUUUUGAGCCUAUUACUCCGGGGAGUAAACUUGUUGAUAGUGCUGUUAAUGCAACAUUGGCUACCCGAUUCCUAACUUGCUUUGCUGCUUAUUUUGCAGACCGAUGCAUGAGAUUACCUUUUCAACCAUCCAUAAGCCUAAACUCCUUAGUCAGAGAUGGCUUUCUGUUUCUGCUUAGUGAGCUUGGAUUGAACAUUCAAGAGGCUCAUGCUUUCUCCACUGCCGAUGGGUUUUCUUUGAAUGUCUUUGUUGUUGCUGGUUGGUCUCAGGAGGAAACAGAUGGUCUAAAGGAUGCAUUAGGCAAUGAGAUACUGAAGCUUAAGAAGCUGAUUACUAAGACGCAGCAAACGUUCGAUAGGGCUCUCUCUACUCUUCCCGUCACUCAACACGGUAUGAUCUGGGAAUCAUAUCUAGUUUUUGUGAGCCAAGAAGGUGUUCCUGUUGAGACUUCACUGAGUGUGUACCGAAGAUAUGAAGAUUAUAUCAAGCUGCUGUUGAAGUCUGGUCGAGGGCUAGAAGCUGCAGAGAAUCUGAUUGAUGUGUUGAGUCGUGUUGGUGAAGUUGGGAACCGUGGAACAUUUAAUCUGUGUGCUGAGUGA
Molecule: messenger RNA, 948 nt
Organism: Brassica oleracea var. oleracea
Lineage: Eukaryota; Viridiplantae; Streptophyta; Magnoliopsida; Brassicales; Brassicaceae
Exons: 7
Coding region: 1-948 (315 amino acids)
Molecular function (GO): [protein-PII] uridylyltransferase activity
Source: RefSeq, a predicted model, not a curated record